Molecule: messenger RNA, 8824 nt
Organism: Anopheles nili
Lineage: Eukaryota; Metazoa; Arthropoda; Insecta; Diptera; Culicidae
Gene: FASN1
Product: fatty acid synthase
Exons: 6
Coding region: 1-7356 (2451 amino acids)
Biological process (GO): fatty acid biosynthetic process
Molecular function (GO): fatty acid synthase activity; phosphopantetheine binding; oxidoreductase activity
Source: RefSeq, a predicted model, not a curated record
AUGCCGGCCCGCUUCGAGGAGGUAACCGCUACUGACACCCGCCGCGGUGUCCCCCGGGACCUGGAUGGGGGGGGACACUAUGGUGUCGGUCGCCGGCCCACCAUUUUAGAUGACAUCUGCAUCACAGGCUUCUCGGGCCGACUGCCCGAGAGCUCUAACAUCGACGAGUUUAAGCGGAACCUGCUCGAGGGUGUGGAUAUGGUCACGGAUGAUGAUCGCCGUUGGCCUUCGGGGCUGUACGAUUUGCCUACACGUAUCGGGAAGAUCAAGGACGAAGAUCUGCAGCAUCUGGACGCGGAGUUCUUUAAAAUCCACCAGAAGCAGGCGGAAUGCAUGGACCCGCAGUUGCGAAUGUUGCUCGAGUGCACGCACGAGGCGAUUAUUGAUGCUGGCAUCAAUCCACAAGAAAUCCGCGGAAGUCGCACGGGCGUGUACAUCGGUUGCUCGAAUUCAGAAACCGAGCAGCACUGGUGUGCCGAUCCGGAUCUUGUCAAUGGAUACGGACUCACGGGAUGUGCCCGUGCCAUGUUCGCCAACCGCAUCUCCUACACGUUCGACUUCAAAGGACCCAGCUACGCGGUCGAUACGGCCUGUUCCAGCUCACUGUUUGCCUUGUCGCAGGCAUUUGCGGACAUGAAAGCGGGCCACUGCGAUGCCGCGAUUGUAGCCGGAUGUGGUCUUAUUCUUAAACCCACGAUGUCGCUGCAAUUCAAGCGAAUGAACAUGCUGAGCAAGGACGGCAUGUGUAAGGCGUUCGAUGAAUCGGGCAACGGAUACGUUCGGUCCGAUGGUUGCGUCGUGACAUUCCUGCAACGUGCAUCGGACUCCCGACGUAUCUACGCCAGCGUGCUAAAUGUCCGCACCAACACGGAUGGGUUCAAGGAGCAGGGUAUUACGUACCCGAUCGGUGAGAUGCAGAAGCGGUUGAUCCGGGAGACGUACGAAGAGAUCGAGCUGAAUCCAGCCGAUGUGGUGUACAUGGAGGCGCAUGGUACCGGCACGAAGGUGGGUGAUCCGCAGGAAGUCAACGCCAUCACAGACUUCUUCUGCAAGGAUCGCAAAACACCGCUACUGAUCGGUUCGGUGAAAUCAAAUAUGGGCCAUUCGGAACCCGCGUCGGGCGUUUGCUCGAUCGCGAAGGUCCUGAUCGCAAUGGAGGAGGGAGUGUUGCCGGGUAAUCUCCACUACAAAAGUCCCAACCCUGACCUGUAUGGGUUGAUGGAUGGCCGGCUCAAGGUUGUUGACCGCAACAUGCCCUGGAACGGUGGCAUUAUCGGUUUGAAUUCGUUCGGAUUCGGAGGCGCGAACGCACACGUUAUCCUUAAGUCGAACCCCAAACCGAAACCGAUCAGUCCGAAGGACGGUGGAUUUCCGAAGCUAAUGGUCGCUUCCGGACGCACUUCGGAAGCGGUGGAAGCCUUCCUGGACCAGGCAGCCGUCAGUAAAGAUGAUGAGGAAUUCGUGGGGUUGGUGAACGAAAUACACAGCCGUAACAUUCCGCUGCACAACAACCGCGGGUACACGGUCGUGGCGGGUGAUGGACAGGCUCAAACCGUCCGUGAGGUGCAGGAGCUGAGCGGAGACGAGAAGCGCCCGGUUUGGUUCAUCUACUCCGGUAUGGGCUCACAAUGGCCCAGUAUGGCAAAGGAUCUGAUGCAACUGGAGGUGUUCCACAACAGCAUCUACCGGUGUUCGGAAGCACUCCGUCCGGAAGGAAUCGAUCUGAUCGAUGUGCUGACGAACAGCGAUGAUUCGAAGUUCGACAACAUCCUGAACUCGUUCAUCUCGAUCGCGGCCGUUCAGGUGGCGCUCACGGAUGUUCUUACGCACGUUGGCAUCAUUCCCGACGGUAUGGUUGGCCACUCGGUGGGUGAGCUUGGUUGUGCGUACGCCGAUGGAUGUUUCACACCCGAGCAGACCGUUCUGGCGGCUUACUGGCGAGGUAGGAGCAUCCUUGACACGGAUCUGAUCGCGGGUCAAAUGGCUGCGGUGGGUUUGUCGUGGGAGGAGUGCAAGCAGAAGCUGCCUAAGGAUGUCAUUCCCGCUUGCCACAACAGUGCUGAUAGCGUGACGAUCUCCGGACCAGUCAGCUCCGUUGGAAAGGUGAUUGCUGAUCUGAACGCCCAGGGUAUCUUCGCUAAAGGCGUGAAGUCGUCCGGCAUUGCCUUCCACAGCCGGUAUAUUGCCGACGCGGCACCGAAACUGCGCAAGUCUCUGGACAAGAUUAUCCCCAACCCGAAGAACCGCACACCACGCUGGAUUAGUACCAGUAUCCCGGAGGAAUCGUGGCCAACGGCCCUGGCACAGCAGUCAUCAUCGGCGUACCACGUCAACAAUCUGCUGUCGCCGGUUUUGUUUUCUGAAGGUUUGAAGCACGUGCCAGCGAAUGCGAUCUGCAUCGAGAUUGCUCCGCAUGGGCUGUUGCAGGCCAUCCUGAAGCGUGCACUCGGAAAGGACACCAGCAACCUGAGCUUGAUGAAACGAGAUCACACCAACAAUAUGAUCUUCCUGCUCAGUAACCUUGGCAAAUUGUACGCAGCUGGCGCACAACCACAGAUUCAGAAGCUGUAUCGGCCUAUUACGUACCCGGUGGGUCGUGGAACUCCGAUGUUGAACUCUCUGGUAAAAUGGGACCAUUCGAUCACCUGGUUCCUGGCUCGUAUGGGUGUUGAAAACAAAUCUGGUGAAACUAUUAUUGAUGUGAAUCUGGGAAAGGAGGACGAUGCUUAUUUGGCAGGACACACGAUAGACGGUCGCGUGUUGUUCCCUGCGACCGGAUAUCUGACGCUUGCUUGGCGCACCUUUGCCAAGAUGCACGGAGCCGAUCUGGAGAAGACACCGAUCGUAAUCGAAAACGCCGUCUUCCAUCGGGCGACUAUUCUGCCGAAGGAUGGCUCGGUGAAGUUCGGAAUUAACUUCUUCGACGGUACGGGCGCGUUCGAGAUUUGUGAAGGAGGAACGUUAGCCGUGUCCGGUAAGUUGGCGAUCCCGGAAAAGAUCGAAGCGGAGGAACUCCCCUUGAACAAGCUCGAAGCUGAUAAGUCGGGCCUGCCGCUGAACAUGAGCGACGUGUACAAGGAGUUGCGCCUGCGUGGUUACGACUACAGCGAUAUGUUCCGUGGCGUGACACGGAGCGAUUCUCGCGCCAAAACCGGCGAUCUGCAGUGGCGUGGAAACUGGGUUAGCUUCAUGGACACGAUGCUGCAGUUCAGCAUUCUCGGAAAGGACUUGCGUGAGCUGUACUUGCCGACACGCAUAGAGAAGAUCGUCAUCAAUCCUGCGCGCCACAUGGACCUUGUGAAUAGUCUGGCAAAGACACAAGGUGGAGACGAUCGUACGAUUCCGGUGUACAUGUACCGGGACAUAAACGUCAUCAAAUCGGGUGGUGUGGAAAUGCGAGGCCUGCGAGCCACACUGGCACCCCGUCGCCAAGGUACGCAGGCUCCACCGACGUUGGAGAAGUACGUGUUUGUACCGAACAGCAACGACAAGGAACUGGCCGAAUGCAACGGCGAAAAGGCACGUCUACGCUCGAUCACGGCUGCUGUCCACGUGGUGAUCGAGAACAGCGCCGGUGCGUUGAAGGUGAAGGUGGUGGAAGCAAGUUUUGAGCGAUCCCCUGAAAACACGAUGGCCGGUAUCGUUCAGGGCAUCAUCGAAGGCGAGCCAACUCUUGCGAGCGACGUAGCGAUCGCGACAAUUCACCAGCCGGACAGCUUGGUACAGCAUUACGGCGAAUCGGGAGUUCGCGUGAUCAACAAGGACAUAGCGGCUGGUCCGAUCGAGCAAAACUGCCAGCUUGCGAUCGCCUACGACACUUUCGGACGGGCGGAUCCUGACACGAUCCUGCGCAACCUGCGAGACUCGAUCAAGGCGGAUGGGUUCGUGCUGCUGGAAGAAUCACGCAGCACUUUCGAUGCCCGAAGCCGGACAGCACUCAUCAAGGCUGGCUUCACCAUCAUCAGCACGCAGGUGUGCGACAAGAAGGUGUUCGUCCUGGCACGUCCGAUCGUGGCGGAUCUGACUCAACGCAGCAGUACGAUCGUCACGAUCACGGAGAGUUCGUUUGGCUGGGUGGACGUGCUAAAGACCGCACUGGCGAAGGCAACGGAAACAGCCACCUACGUGUACAUCGUGUGCCAGGGCGAGGAGCUAUGCGGUGCACAGGGUCUGAUGAACUGCGUCAAGAACGAAGAGGGUGGAAAGUUCGCCCGAUUGUACUUCGUACAGGAUCGUAAGGCAGAGAAGUUUUCGCUGACCGGUGCGCUGUAUAAGGAGCAACUCGCGAAGGACCUAAUCUGCAACGUGUUUCGUUCAGCUAAUGGAGGACCUGCCGUUUGGGGAACGUUCCGACAUUUGCGUCUGGAUAGCCAAUCGAACGCAUCCUCCCUUCCGGUGGAGCACGCGUACAUCAACGCUCUGACGAAGGGUGAUCUGGCCAGUCUGAAGUGGAUCGAAAGUUCAUUGUCGCGAGAACAGCGACCUGAGACGAUGGGUCGCAAUGACCGCACCGAGCUUUGCACCGUGUAUUACGCACCCAUUAACUUCCGCGAUGUGAUGCUGAGCUCAGGAAAACUAGGAGCCGAUGCACUGCCGGGAGAUCUGGCCACCCAGGAUUGCAUCUUGGGGCUGGAGUUUGCUGGACGUGAUUCGACUGGAAGGCGCAUCAUGGCGAUGGUUCAGGCGAAGUCUCUCGCUACCACGUGCGUUGCUCAACGCAACAUGAUCUGGGAGAUCCCGGAUAACUGGACGAUGGAGCAAGCUUCGACGGUGCCAUGUGUCUACUCGACCGUGUACUACGCGUUGAUCAUGCGUGGCCGCAUGAAGCGAGGUGAAUCCAUCCUCAUCCAUGCCGGAUCCGGUGGCGUUGGACAAGCGGCAAUCUCGGUGGCAUUAGCAGCCGGUGUUACGGUUUACACGACGGUCGGAUCGCAGGAAAAGCGUGACUUUUUGAAACGCACGUUCCCGCAACUUACAGACCAACACAUCGGUAACUCGCGCGACUGCUCCUUCGAGCAGCUGGUCAUGCGUGAGACGCAGGGCCGUGGCGUGGAUUUGGUCCUGAAUUCGCUCGCUGAAGAGAAGCUACAAGCAUCGAUUCGCUGCCUGGGACUAAACGGACGCUUCCUCGAGAUUGGAAAGUUCGAUCUCAACAACAACAGCCCGCUCGGUAUGUCCGUGUUCCUGAAAAACACAUCCUUCCACGGUAUCCUGCUCGACAGCGUCAUGGAGGGAGACGAUGCAACGAUAGCGGAAGUCGUGCGGCUAGUAGCGGACGGUAUCGUCAGUGGGGCUGUCCGGCCACUCCCAACGAGCAUGUUCACGGAGCAGCAAGUGGAGCAAGCGUUCCGUUUCAUGGCUUCCGGUAAGCACAUCGGCAAGGUGGUGGUACGCGUACGCGAAGAAGAGAAGGCUAAGGUGGUGAAACCAGUUCCGAAGCUCAUCAACGCGAUCCCACGCACGUAUCUGCACGCGGAAAAGGUUUACAUCCUGAUCGGUGGUUUGGGCGGGUUCGGUUUGGAACUGUCCAACUGGCUGGUAUCGCGAGGAGCUCGCAUUAUUGUACUCACGUCCCGCAGCGGUGUCCGCUCUGGAUAUCAAUCGUUGAUGAUCCGACGUUGGUCGGAACGUGGCGUGAAGGUUGUGAUCGAUACGAACGAUGUCACGACGCUAAAGGGCGCCCAGAAGCUGCUGACGGAUGCUGCCCGACAUGGACCGGUUGGAGGUGUAUUCAACCUUGCCGCCGUGUUGCGGGAUGGACUGCUGGAGAGCUCGAGCGAGGCCGACUUCCGUGCCGUGUGUGUGCCGAAGGUGGAUGGUACGAAGAACCUGGAUGUGGCCACACGUGAGCUGUGUCCCGAUCUCGAUUAUUUCAUUUGCUUCUCCAGUGUGUCCUGUGGACGAGGUAACAUUGGCCAGGUGAACUACGGCCUUGCUAACUCCGCAAUGGAGCGUAUCUGCGAAGCACGACACGCUGUUGGACUUCCGGCCACCGCUAUCCAGUGGGGUGCGAUCGGAGACACAGGUCUGGUGUUGGAGAAUCUCGGAGACAACAACACGGUUGUUGGUGGUACGCUGCCUCAGCGUAUGCCUUCUUGUCUGCAGACGAUGGACGUGUUUAUGCAGCAACCGUGUCCUGUGCUCGCCUCGAUGGUGAUCGCUGAAAAACGCAAGACGGAGACGGGUGGUGUCAGCUUGGUCGGAUGUAUCGCCAAUAUCCUUGGGCUGAAGGACACCAAGAACGUGUCGGAUGGUGCGACACUGGCAGAUCUUGGCAUGGACUCGCUGAUGGGGGCUGAAAUCAAGCAAACACUCGAGCGCAGCUUCGACCUGGUGCUAAGUGCUGCCGAGAUCCGGUUGCUUACGUUCGGAAAGUUGCGCUCAUUCGAGAAGGGUGGUGCGGCAGAAGUUGGAGCUACAGCAGGAGCCGGUGGAGCUGCGGCUGCAACAGGUGGCGCAGGAGCAGGUGCAACCCGUGUGGACGAAGCUGCCGUCGGGGACGGAACGCAGGUUAAAUUCAGCGCAGAAUUGAUGCCGAAGGAGUGUCUGGUGCGGUUGGAAUCGGCAGCACCAGCGGGCAGCAAGGCUCGACCCGUGUUUGCCGUCCACGCUAUCGAAGGCGUCAUUACGGCGCUGAUCCCGCUCGCCCAGUCACUUCCGGUGCCAGUGUAUGGCCUGCAGUGUGUCGAAGCAGCCCCGCUGGAGUCGCUGGAGGUUCUAGCAGCGUACUACAUCAAGCAGAUUCGAACGGUGCAGCCACGUGGUCCAUACACGAUCAUUGGCUACUCGUUUGGUGCGUCGAUUGCGUACGAAAUAGUGGCUCAGCUGGAGAAGAAGGGAGACAAAUGUCAUCUGUUGCUGCUGGAUGGUUCCCCACGGUACGUCAGCUGGUACACGGAGGCGCAGAAGCAGCGAAAUGCCAACGGGGAAGUCGUGCAGGCCGUCGACGAGGCAUACGCGCUGGCGUACUUUGCAAUGGUGUGUGGCCGACUGGACUACGGUCGUACGGCUCACGAGCUCGUGGAGCCCAAAACGUGGGAAGAUCGAGUGGCCAAGUGUGCCGAGAUGGUGCAUGCCAAGGCACCACAGUACUCCCGGAAAUUGCUUGAAACGACGGCCAAGUCCUUCGUGGGUAAAAUUGUUGCCAGCCAUAUGUACAAGCCGUCGUCGAAGAUUAACGCCACGGUGAAGUUGGUGAAACCGACCGAAAACUACGCCAAACUUCAGGGUGACUACGGACUGUCGGAUCUCUGCCAGCAAAAGGUUGAAAUCUUCACCGUGAAGGGCGACCACCGAUCGAUGUUGACCGGGGACUCCAUGAAGCAAAUCGCAACCGUCUUGCAACAGUUGCUGUAAAGCCUUGGGUUAGGUUCUCCAAUAGGGCGUAAGAGGGUUGCUUAACAAGCAGGAACAAAGGCGAAACAAGACCAUCGGCAUAUAAUUUAUUAAACGUUUAUGGUGCUUUCAAUGGACGGGGGCGGCCUUCGUGACAUAGCAGAGCUGAAAUUUGUGAUUUUCCAGUGAUUUAAUUAGAAUUCUGUGCGCUUCUUAAACCCGCUUUCCAAAGGAUGGCUAGAGCCGGGGUUUGAUUGUUCUUAAAUACGCUCAAACAAUCUGCUAGCUUGUAAUGGAGUUCAUUUACUUUCCUUUUUUUCUUUUGUUUCGAGCGGCUUUUCAGCUAUUUUUUGUACAUACACAACUUACAAUGCGAACUAUUCCAUGUGAACUGAAGACGGCAAAAACAAAAAAAAACUGUUUAAUAAAACAUAAGUGAAUUAUCGGACGAAGCACUGCAGGAGAAGGUGGUGGAGAAACAACGCUCUGCCCCCUACUGCAAUAUUCUCUUAGAAGAAGAUUACAUAUAAUGUGAAAUAGCGUGUAAGCGGAUUUCGUUUUGCAUUUAAAAUGCAACUCUUUAGAAGAGAUAUAGAAUUAGCUCACUCAACAAACAACAGACAUUCCACAACAAGGCAGUCUUCAUGAGCCAAUGAGCCACAAGUUAACGAGCAUCACAACUAAAAAAUACUUUUUUUUCUCUCUAUAUAUGUUGCACAUAAGUAUAGACGGAGAUAGCUCCAUACCCAGGUGUACGGUAAAUGCGUAUAUUCUGUAGAUGUGGAGGAAGAAGUAUGACCGGUUUUGUAGUAGUUUGGAGUAAUUCAUAGCAGGAAGAAGUAACGUACUUUUGAAAAAUAAAAAGUAUGUAUUGAAGAGGGGUCGCGGAAUGAAUAGAAGGACAGAGAGGAUGAGAUACGUGGAAUGAAUUUAUAGCGAACGGUUGGUUGUAGAAGGUGUUGAUCAGAGAGUAGAGCAACAGAACAAAACAAAAAGGGACAUCCAGGUUUAGCUGUUAAGAUUGAACAAAUAAAUUUAUCUAUUAACAUGCCUAACACGUGGCAACGCACGUAGCAUAAAGUGACAGAUUGUAAGACAAAUAGUCGAACCUUCGAGUAGUUUCUCGAACCACGGCUCGGGAUUUGCUUUUGCGAAAUGUUUGUCCGUUCUCUCCACGCAAAUGCCCUCCAUAGAAGCACAUAAUCUGCACAAAUCGUCACUUUUGCGAUUGCCCCUUGCCCGGGGGAUGUUUCUUCUGCACCGAGUUACCGGCACCGCAAUGAGCAAAUUUUAACGAACAGCGUGUAGCGCAGCUUCACUCGAAUGUGUGUAUACGUACAUUAGCAACAUGCGAUAACAGGAGGAGCAGAAGGCGUCGGUUCCACGGUUAACAAAAGAUAUUUUAUCCUGUAAAACAUCCCGCAACGGGAACAUGGUAAAGGAACGUUGUAAAUAUAAAAUAAACCACAAUGCAACAGUGAGUGUGCGC